AUGGAGCGCACCAAGGCCGAGUGUGACGAGAUCGCCUUCCACUACCCGGGCGUGCUCAUGAAGCAGCUGUUUGCCGCUCUCGUGCUGCAGGCGGCGGUGCUCUUCGACUGGACAUACGUCCACUUCGACUGGAACUUCGUCGAGCCCAUCACGUACCUCGUCGGGUACAGCGCGACUUGGAUCGCCAUCGCGUGGUAUGGCGCGAUGCAGCAAGAGUUCGGCUACGAGUCCCUGCAUCGCUUUCUUCAGAACGCCAAGCGUGUGAGGCUCUACAAGGCGCACCAAUUCGACCAGCAGGCUUACGAGGCGCUGCGGGUGGAAGUGGCGAAGCUCGACAGGGUGGUGCGUGGAUUGGAGGGGUUGUAG
Molecule: messenger RNA, 366 nt
Organism: Leishmania major strain Friedlin
Lineage: Eukaryota; Euglenozoa; Kinetoplastea; Trypanosomatida; Trypanosomatidae
Exons: 1
Coding region: 1-366 (121 amino acids)
Biological process (GO): mitochondrial calcium ion homeostasis; calcium import into the mitochondrion
Cellular component (GO): mitochondrial inner membrane; uniplex complex
Molecular function (GO): calcium channel activity; uniporter activity
Source: RefSeq, a predicted model, not a curated record